Messenger RNA from Copidosoma floridanum, 1504 nucleotides. It is a transcript of the gene Hex-A, whose product is annotated as Hexokinase A. Gene Ontology annotation, biological process: intracellular glucose homeostasis; glucose 6-phosphate metabolic process; carbohydrate phosphorylation. Gene Ontology annotation, molecular function: glucokinase activity; fructokinase activity; D-glucose binding. The record is from RefSeq and is a predicted model, not a curated record. NCBI's taxonomy places the organism in Eukaryota, Metazoa, Arthropoda, Insecta, Hymenoptera, Encyrtidae. Gene Ontology annotation, cellular component: mitochondrion; cytosol.
AGAGCCUCGAAUGUCUAUCUGUUGCAGAUCCGAGAUGCGUGCAAGGACCUCGUUCUCACGGACGAGCAGCUCCGGAUGCUCAUGGCAAAUCUCACGGCGGAGAUCAAUCGGGGCCUGUCCAAGGAGACCCACGACGAGGCCAUCGUCCGGUGCUACACCACCUACGUGCAGGACUUGCCCAACGGAACAGAGAAGGGCAACUUCCUCGCCCUCGACCUGGGCGGCACCAACUUCCGGGUCCUCCUGAUCACCCUAGACGGCCAAAACUUCGACAUGAAGAGCAAGAUCUACGCGAUACCCCAGAGCUUGAUGCUGGGCACCGGCAGGCAGCUCUUUGACCACAUCGCCCAGUGUCUCGCCCUCUUCGUCAAGGACCUCAAACUCGAGCAAGAGAUCCUCCCCCUGGGCUUCACCUUCAGCUUUCCCCUGACCCAGCAGGGCCUCACCAAGGGCCUGCUCGUCAGGUGGACCAAGGGCUUCAACUGCAGCGGCGUCGUCAACGAGGACGUCGUCGGUCUCCUCGAGGAAGCCAUCGCCAGACGAAAUGACGUGAAAAUCGACGUAUGCGCCAUACUGAACGACACCACCGGCACUCUCAUGUCCUGCGCUUGGAAAAACAAAAACUGCCGCAUCGGCCUCAUUCUUGGUACGGGGAGUAACGCGUGCUACGUGGAGAAAACGGAGAAGGUCGAGUGCGCCCUGCCUGGGCAGCACUACCCGGAGAAGCCGCACAUGCUGAUAAACACGGAAUGGGGGGCGUUCGGCGAGCGCGGCACCCUUGACUUCCUCGUCACGGAAUUCGACCGGGACAUCGACGACAACUCGAUCAAUCCCAAGACACAGAUAUUCGAGAAGAUGAUAUCGGGCAUGUACAUGGGCGAGCUCGCCAGGCUGGUCCUCGAAAAACUCACCAACGAGGGAUUCCUCUUCAACGGCAAGGGCUCCUGCGACCUCAGGAAGCGCGGCAAAUUCUUCACCAAAUACGUCUCGGAGAUCGAAUCGGAUCCAAAGGGAAAGUACACCAAUUGCCGGGAAAUCCUGGGUGAGCUGGGAAUCAGGAAUCCCACGGAUCAGGACUGCGAGAACGUGCGGUACGUGUGCUCGGUGGUGUCGAGGCGGGCGGCGCACUUGGCCUCGGCCGGCAUAGCCGCCCUGCUCGUCAAGAUGGGCGAGAACAACGUCACCGUCGGCGUCGACGGCUCCGUCUACAGAUUCCAUCCCCACUUCCACGAUCUCAUGGUCGAGAAGAUCGGCUCGCUUCAGUCGUACAAGUUCGACCUGAUGCUCUCGGAGGACGGUAGCGGUCGCGGCGCGGCGUUGGUUGCCGCGGUGGCUUCGCAAAAGCGGUGAAGUCAGUCGGCUGUAGUCUCGCACGCGUUAUCACUCCUUAAUCACGCAACUCUUACUUAAUAAUGCAAAUAAUCUUGUAUAAAUUUAUCUAUCGAGCAUUGAGAAAGAAAACAACAAAAACAACAAAAAAUAAAUGAAAAAUAACAAAAAAAAA